Messenger RNA from Ixodes scapularis (black-legged tick), 1191 nucleotides. RefSeq lists its product as uncharacterized. Lineage: Eukaryota; Metazoa; Arthropoda; Arachnida; Ixodida; Ixodidae. The coding region runs from base 1 to 1191 and encodes 396 amino acids. The record is from RefSeq and is a predicted model, not a curated record. The transcript has 3 exons.
AUGUUUGCCAACGCCGCUGAUGCAGGGCAGUUUUCCGAAACGAAUGCUCCUAAACAGGCAGUGAAACCAUCACUGGAUGAAUGUGUUCCUCCAGCGCGUGACAUACCAUCGACGGCACCUUUGACUCCUGAGCCGCAGGAGAACUUAGACGAUUCGGCUACUCUGGACGAAGCCUCUGCGAAUCAUCCUGUGGACGCACAAGAUGAUCCAAAUGAAGACCAUGUUUUUGAGGAUCUAGGAGAAUGGUUUCGAAAAAACCAAGAACAGUUCAGUGUUCCCUUCAUUCCAUCUGGCCCCUUAACCCUGGGGGAUGCCUUCAUGAUGGUCAUGGACUAUGCGUUGACAAUAGGCCUGUCAUACUCGGAUACAGAGCAGUUGCUUAAGCUAGUCAACAAACUUGUGCAAGCUAAGGCUUUUCCCGAAAGCAAGUAUUUGUUUCAGAAGUUUUGUGGAAUAAGUAUGUCAGAAAUUACAUUUCACUUCUACUGCCCUCACUGCAUGACGAUCGUUGCGAAAUGUUCUGGAGAACUUUCCAAAAGGAAGAAUGUAAACGUCAAGUGCUCCAUCUGCGAGCAGCAUUACAGAGGACCACAACUCGUCAGAGAUGGCCGUUUUUUCGUAAGCAUGCCAGUAGAGAAGCAGCUAGCAUCACUUCUUGCCAGCAAGAAAGUCGGUUCAGCUUUACAUACAAACCUGAACAAAAUCGCAUCAGAACCUUCGAACGUGUCCAUGAAUGACAUAACUGAUGGUGCACUGUAUCGCAAGAAAAGACAAGAUUUGGGUAUGGCAGACAUGGACUUCACAGUGACGGUCAACUCGGAUGGCAGCCCCAUGUUUAAAUCCUCCAAAUAUUCCAUUUGGCCCGUUCAACUUAGUAUCAACGAGCUGCCACCACUGCUCCGUUUUAACAAUGUGCUGAUGCCAGUACUUUGGUAUGGGGCAACCAAACCCAACAUGACCAUGCUGCUCCAAGCUUUUGCCGAUGGACUGCAAACUCUGAACAAUGGCGGAAUUAACUGGAAGACUGAGGAUGAAGUAGUUAAUUCAAAGGUGUUCUGCAUUUGCUGUUGUGCUGACGCUCCUGCGAGGGCUGCUAUGCAGGAGUCGACCCAGUACAACGUAUACUUUGGAUGCAACUGGUGUUACCACCCUGGAGUCUGCGUUGGAGGCAAGUGUCUGGAUCAUUUUUGA